Molecule: messenger RNA, 375 nt
Organism: Penicillium coprophilum
Lineage: Eukaryota; Fungi; Ascomycota; Eurotiomycetes; Eurotiales; Aspergillaceae
Product: fungal specific transcription factor domain-containing protein
Exons: 2
Coding region: 1-375 (124 amino acids)
Source: RefSeq, a predicted model, not a curated record
AUGUUAGACCGAGAAUUCUCCGCUUUAAUCGGUGCACCGAGCUCGAUUAGGGACGAGGAUAUUACGGUCAAAUUGCCUGCAGAGAUGGAUAAUUCGGUAGAACAUGUCAAUUUGACGUUGCAUGUUCGGCUUGCCAGGCUCAUGGCCACAAUUCUGACAACUGUCUACGGGGUUGGAAACGAUUUCGACGACACGCUCAUUCGGAGUACACAGUCCAUCCUUCACAGUAUCGCUGAACUUUCCUACGAUCUUACUGCCUUUCUAAAUGCCCAUUUCCACGGGUUAAUUAGCCGUGCCUCGAAAAUGGCGAUUCGACUGAUGCUGGCUCAUCAUCAUGUGGGUGCCCUCAGAACUACUGAUUUCGUCGUGAACUAA